UUUCAUUCAACCCCUCUCUUUUCUUUUUCUCUUUUUAUCUUAUCUUUUAAUACCCUAUUUUCUUUUCAAUUUUUUAAAGGUUCACAUGCUUUUUAUCUUUCUAUUGUUUUGUUGAUUCAAGUUGUUUUUUGUUGGAUUGCUUUGUAAAGACUAUGAACUUGUUAAUGAUUCCUAGACUCAUGCUUUUCAAAGAAAUUUGUUAACUUUCUUAUUAUUGGCAUGCCUUUAUUAUUGAAUAAAACCAAAAUUUUGGUGCUCCAAUUUCAUUUUAGACUCAUGCUUCUUUCUUAUUAUUGGCAUAUUAUGCAUUUGUUUGCAUAAAAGAAGCACCUGACUUUCGAUAGGGUAAUUUAGCUGUCGCUUAACACAGGAUGAUAAGUUGAUUCAAGAUUUGAAAAGAUUAACCAGUAUUUUUUUUAAUCUCUAUACCAAGUCCUUACAAGUAUCUUAUAGGAGCUUUUGCAUGGCACUUCAGAUGAUCUGAUUUCUAUGCUUUCUAGUCUGUUUACAGGAAGUAAUGUUUUUCUCUUCCAUACAUCUCUUUUUCAAUACAGAACCGUGAGUUCAUUUUCUGACCAUACACAUGCUUAGCACUAGCUGACUUGUCUUGUUUGUUUGUGCAUGUAUAAAUUUAACAUGUUCAUUAAUAGUUUGAUAUGUUUACAUCAUUUCAAAUUCUCAAAAUUCUUGCAGUUGCUUUGCAUAGUUUGGUUGCUAUUAAUAAUUGCAACAACAAUCUGAUAAGUAUAUGCCUCUUUGGGAAAUAGUUGUUGAUUGAGAAAAGGCUGUAGACUAAUCCUGAUUUUCAGAAAUUCAGAUCAGUGUAUUAUUUUUGCGACUCUAAGCAAGCCUUGAUCCAUAGUGGAAAACAAUGAAGAACUUAUGUGAGAAAGACUCUGGUCCUACCCAUUUAACAUAUUAUGCUCUUGGACGCACAUCAUGGGGAACUUCCUCUGAAUCUGAUGUGCAACAAUCAUCCAUGUCCAAAAGUUUGAGCUUGAAAAUAAGUGUUCUUCCGCAACAAUGCCAUAAGACCAAGCUGUUGAAUUUUCAGUAUCAAGAUCGAGAUUCAUCUUCAACUCAAUCAUCCGGCCAGUCUUAUCCAGAAGUUGGUUCAGCACAAUCAGGUCAAAUUUCAGUGCAGUGUAGCAAUUGUUCUGCUUGUUCAACACUUAACACAACUGGGGGAAAGAGUGUGGAAGGUGUCAUCAGCUCAACUGUGGGGAUUCAGGAUUAUACCUUCCCUCUUUCACAACUGUGUUACAACCAAUCACUUGCUCAUACUGCAUUCCACUUUGCCGAGCCGUGCUUUAUUGGCCUAGUAGCUGCUCCAUAUGCGCCACAGCCUAAUAUUAAUGAUGCUCAGCUAGUAGGAAUGAGUCCUGCUCGAAUUCCUCUGCCACCUGAUCUUAUUGAGGGGCCUAUGUAUGUGAAUGCAAAGCAGUACCAUGCUAUUCUGAGACGCAGGCAGUAUCGUGCAAAACUUGAAGCACAGAACAAACUCAUCAAAGAACGGAAACCAUAUCUUCACGAGUCCCGCCAUCUACAUGCACUGAAGAGAGCUAGAGGUUCCGGUGGACGCUUUUUGAAUGCCAAAAAGCUCACUUCAGCGAACCAUGGUGAUUCUAUAACAACAUGUUCUGAUGUCUUCCAGCAACAUGAGUCAGACUUUAGGUUAUGUGGUUACCCUUCUCGUAUUGGAAGAAGCGUGCAGGGUUACUCGGUGGAAAUCAACAUCAUCUAUCAGUCCUUAUGUGACAAACUUUUUUGGCACACUAGCAAGUGUUCCAUAGGGAAGUCAUCCUUGGCUCAUUUACAUUAUUAUGUCUGACUAAUAUGUUCAUGUUAGUUAAUUGUUUUGGAACAAAGAUAUAGACCUUUGCUAGAUUUCAAUUUUCCUAUAUUGUAUAUUUGGGCAAAGUAGCACAUUUAACUGACUAGUCACAAACAAUAUUUCUUUUUUUGUUGAUGUUACAUUGGAAAUUGUCUUUUUUGAGAACUAAGGUUUUGGUUGUGGUGUAUGUUUUUAUCUUUGCACACUGAUGCUGUAUUAAUCUUGAGAGAAGAUAGUGCCUUGGCUGCUGUUGUUGGUGUCUUUGCUAAAA
Messenger RNA from Glycine soja, 2105 nucleotides. RefSeq names its product nuclear transcription factor Y subunit A-3-like. Lineage: Eukaryota; Viridiplantae; Streptophyta; Magnoliopsida; Fabales; Fabaceae. The transcript has 5 exons. Gene Ontology annotation, cellular component: CCAAT-binding factor complex. Bases 872 to 1831 code for a protein of 319 amino acids. The record is from RefSeq and is a predicted model, not a curated record. Gene Ontology annotation, biological process: regulation of transcription by RNA polymerase II. Gene Ontology annotation, molecular function: DNA-binding transcription factor activity, RNA polymerase II-specific; RNA polymerase II cis-regulatory region sequence-specific DNA binding.